AAUUUAUUUUCCGAUUGUCAUCGUUGUUGAUUUUUUUUGUGUAAAUCCAUUUUAUCGUUCCAAGAUGCCGGCCAAAGCAGUGUGCGUACUCAAAGGAGAUGUCUCAGGCACAGUUUUUUUCGACCAGCAAGAUGACAAGGGCCCUGUAGUAGUUUCCGGAGAAGUCUCAGGCUUGUCCAAGGGCAAACACGGCUUCCACGUGCACGAGUUCGGCGACAACACCAACGGCUGCACGUCGGCCGGCGCGCACUUCAACCCCGCCAAGCAGGAGCACGGCGCGCCCGACGCCGCCGUGCGCCACGUAGGCGACCUUGGCAACAUCGUGGCCACGGCCGACGGCGGCGUCACUAAGGUCUGCAUCCAGGACUCGCAAAUCUCCCUCGUGGGCCCCAACAGCAUCAUCGGGCGUACCCUUGUGGUGCACGCGGACCCUGAUGACUUGGGGGUAGGGGGCCACGAGCUCAGCAAGACUACCGGCAACGCGGGCGCGCGCAUCGCCUGCGGGGUCAUCGGCCUCGCCAAGAUCUAAGCAACUACCCGCGGUGUUGGCAGUCGAAUUUGAUAACGCAAAGCCUAAGACCUUAACCGUAGACUUGUAGUCUGGUCAGUUAUGUUACCAAUGCAUUGAAAUAGAAUACUUCAUUGUAUACCGACCAAACUGAUCUUACUGAUGGGUAACAUCUCAUUACAUUUGGAAUGGUGAAGGAUGCGACGCAAAAAAAUAUUGAAAGAAAGGCUGAUAAAAGAACAAAUAAUAAUUUGACUGCAUAAUUUUGUGAUGAUAAAGGAAUAUAUUUUAAGAAUAGCAUUUAUUUAUUAAGUAGAUAUCAAAUUCGACUUUCAAUACUAAGAUGUAUCCCAGUGGUUUACGAUUCUUCAUAUUCUAUCCUUGUUAUUUUAAGUAUUGUUAAAUCUUUUAACCACUAUGGAUUUAUGGUUGAUUUAAGGAAUAUAGUAUGUAAGGUUUUAAAGUUCUGUGCCCAUAGCAUUCCUUGCAUUUCCGAAAGAAGUGGUUUGCAUUUUUUGUUAUUUUUCUUAUGGUGCAGGCGAACAUAAGUGGUUAUAAAUAAAAUCUUUUUUAUUUUA
Molecule: messenger RNA, 1086 nt
Organism: Ostrinia furnacalis (Asian corn borer)
Lineage: Eukaryota; Metazoa; Arthropoda; Insecta; Lepidoptera; Crambidae
Gene: Sod1
Product: Superoxide dismutase 1
Exons: 5
Coding region: 65-529 (154 amino acids)
Biological process (GO): superoxide metabolic process
Molecular function (GO): copper ion binding
Source: RefSeq, a predicted model, not a curated record